Molecule: messenger RNA, 2373 nt
Organism: Scheffersomyces stipitis CBS 6054
Lineage: Eukaryota; Fungi; Ascomycota; Pichiomycetes; Serinales; Debaryomycetaceae
Product: protein serine/threonine phosphatase
Exons: 2
Coding region: 1-2373 (790 amino acids)
Cellular component (GO): nucleus
Molecular function (GO): RNA polymerase II CTD heptapeptide repeat phosphatase activity
Source: RefSeq, a predicted model, not a curated record
AUGUCAGACCUGACACCGAUAACGUUGCCCCAGUCGGUGCCUUUUCCUGUGACCAUCACUUCCAUCGACUGUUCUGUUGGCCAAACGGUUGCAAAGCACAAGCCCAUUUUCAAGUACAAGUACUGGGAAUAUCAGGAUGAUCCCAAUUCCCAGGAAGCUGUCCCUCCCAAAAUCAGAGUUGAACGUAUUGGAACAUUCGAAAGCCCUAUUGAAGGUGAAGUGCAGCAAAUAAACAUUGCUGUUCUCGACGAAGUAGCCCAUUCCGGUAUUGAACUCUGUCUGAUUAGAGAACCAUGUAGUCAUACUGUCCAAUACGGAGGUCUUUGUGCACUUUGCGGUAAAGCUGUUGAAGAUGAGAAAGACUACUCAGGCUAUACUUUCGAAGAUCGAGCCACUAUUUCCAUGUCACAUGAUAACACUGGACUCAAGAUCUCGCUCGAUGAAGCUGCUAAAAUCGAGCAGUCAACUACCGACAGACUCAAUGAAGAGAAAAAGCUCAUUCUCGUAGUAGACUUGGAUCAAACAGUCAUCCACGCCACUGUGGACCCCACUGUAGGCGAAUGGCAACUGGAUCCAUCCAAUCCCAAUUAUCCUGCCAUUAAGGAUGUCAAGACAUUCUGUCUUGAAGAAGAAGCCAUUGUUCCUCCAGGAUGGACGGGACCUCGCUUGGCUCCUACCAAAUGCUGGUACUACGUUAAAGUGAGACCAGGGCUUUCGGACUUUUUGGAAGAGAUUGUUAACCUCUACGAAAUGCAUAUCUACACAAUGGCAACUAGGAACUACGCCCUUGCCAUAGCCAAAAUAAUCGAUCCCACUGGAAAAUACUUCGGUGACAGGAUAUUAAGUCGUGACGAGAGUGGCUCUUUGACGCACAAGAACUUGAAGCGUCUUUUCCCAGUAGACCAGUCCAUGGUAGUAAUCAUUGACGAUAGAGGUGAUAUUUGGCAGUGGGAGAGCAACCUUAUCAAGGUAGUACCGUAUGACUUCUUUGUAGGCAUUGGAGAUAUCAAUUCCAGUUUCUUGCCUAAGAAGAAUGGGCAAUUGACAGGUCCUACCAAGAAGAGAAAGUCCAUUGCCAAAUUGGAAGCUCAGGCCACAGCUGAGCUUCAAGUAGAAGAAGAACCUUCGUUUGAUGAUGAUGAAGACAAAGCCGCUGCUGAUUUAGAUGCUGACUCAGCAUCACCAGUGGAUAGAAUUCUCGAACUUGGUGGAGGCGAAGGUAACACCGAUCUCUUGAUAGAACAGUCAAUCACCAGAAACCAAUCUAUAGAGCAACAGCAGUCCGAAAGACCGCUUGCUAAAUUGCAACAUGAUUUAGAGAAAAUGCAUCACCAUGAGCAGGAUGGACAUUCGAGGUCCAAUUCUCCUGACGGAACAUCGGCUGAUGAGGAAGAAGAUGACGACGAUGAUGAAGAUGAUAAUUUGCUUUACGACGACGAUAACGAAUUGACUGCAUUAAACAAAGUGUUGAUCAACAUUCACAACCAAUACUAUAAGAUCUUGGGUGAAAACAUCCUUAAGAACUCUUCAUUGAAGCCAGACUUGACCAAGAUCAUUCCAUACAUGAAGAGUCAAACUCUUGAAGGAAUUACUGUGUUGUUCUCAGGAAUAAUUCCCUUGGGAAUUAACUUUGAAAAUGCUGACAUCGUCAUCUGGUGCAAGCAAUUUGGCGUCAAGGUAGUAAAUGAAGUGUACCCAGAAGUGACCCAUGUAGUUUGUAGGGAUCCUAGCAACGGUCAGGGACCUACAUUUAAGGCACGAGUUGCCAGAAAGAUACUACCUGAUGCUCAUAUCGUCAACCCUGAUUGGUUGUUUGCGUGUCUUAGUGCAUGGAACAAAGUUGACGAAGCUGACUACUUGAUCCCGCUUGGGGACGAGAAGUUAUGGGUUGUUAGAAGUAAAGAUAUUGAAAAGUACCAAAAGGCACUUGAGAAUCAGAAACAGAAAGAAGCCGACCGCUCAAUUCAAAGGCCUCGUUUUGGAUCCAUAGAUUCAAUCGAGGAGUACGAUCUCGAGCAGGCUAAUCAAGAGGUUGAUGAAUUCUUGGCAGGCAUCAGCGACGAUGACGAAGAUGACGAAGAUGACUUGGAAGCCACAUUGGUGGACGAGAUUAGAAAUGGGGGAAAUUAUAAGAAUGUCAAUGAAGAAGAUGAAUACGACGAGGAACUUGAAAACGGCAAGUCCGCUGAUUCCUUCAUUAAAGAACUCUACAGCACCAAGAAGAGAAAACACGAACAAGAGGAAGAAGACGAGAGUGAGAAUGAGGUUGUGGAGGAGCCAGAGUCAAAUGGCCAGAAACCUUCGAAGGAUGAGGACCUUGAUGAGCUUGAACAGGAAUUGCUUGAUGGGUUUGACGAUUUGGAGGAGGACUAG